This is a messenger RNA of Carlito syrichta (Philippine tarsier), 1465 nucleotides long. RefSeq names its product thrombopoietin (gene THPO). The record is from RefSeq and is a predicted model, not a curated record. Gene Ontology annotation, molecular function: cytokine activity; hormone activity. Gene Ontology annotation, biological process: positive regulation of hematopoietic stem cell proliferation; thrombopoietin-mediated signaling pathway; positive regulation of ERK1 and ERK2 cascade. Gene Ontology annotation, cellular component: extracellular region. Lineage: Eukaryota; Metazoa; Chordata; Mammalia; Primates; Tarsiidae. The coding region runs from base 161 to 1240 and encodes 359 amino acids. The transcript has 5 exons.
CACUUUCAGGAUAGAUUACAGACCCUCUGCCUCGGCCCACCUUUGCCCCACCCUACUCUGCCCAGAAGUGCAAGAGCCCAAGCCGCCUCCAUGGCCCCAGGAAGGACUCAGGGGAGAGGCCCCAUACAGGGAGCCACUCCAGCCAGACAACCUAGCCAGAAUGGAGCUGACUGAAUUGCUCCUCGUGGCCAUGCUUCUUCUAACUGCAAGACUAACUCUAUCCAGCCCGGCUCCUCCUGCCUGUGACCCUCGACUCCUCAAUAAACUGCUUCGUGACGCCCAUGCCCUUCACAGCAGACUGAACCAGUGCCCAGACGUUAACCCUUUGUCCACACCUGUCCUGCUGCCUGCUGUGGACUUUAGCUUGGGAGAAUGGAAAACCCAGACGGAACAGACCAAGACACAGGACAUUCUGGGAGCAGUAACCCUUCUGUUAGAGGCAGUGAUGGCAGCACGGGGACAACUGGGACACACCUGCCUCUCAUCCCUCCUGGGACAGCUUUCUGGACAGGUCCGUCUUCUCCUUGGGGCCCUGCAGGGCCUCCUUGGAACUCAGCUUCCUCCACCAGGCAGGACCACAGCUCACAAGGAUCCCAAUGCCAUCUUCCUGAGCUUCCAACAGCUGCUCCGAGGAAAGGUGCGUUUCCUGUUGCUUGUAGGAGGACCCACCCUCUGCGUCAGGCGGGCCCUAGCCACCACAGCUGUCCCAAGCAGUACCUCUCUCUUCCUCACACUGAACAAGCUCCCAAACAGGACUUCUGGACCGCUGGAGACAAACUCCUCUGUCUCAGUCAGAACUACUGGCUCUGGACUUCUGAACAGACGUCAGGGAUUCAAAGCCAAGAUUUCUGGUCUGCUGAACCAAACCUCCAGGUCCCCGGACCAAAUCCCUGGAUACCUGAACAGAACACACGAACCCUUGAAUGGAACUCAUGGACUCUUUCCUCGACCUUCACCCCGGACCCUAGGAGCCCUGGACAUUUCCCCAGGAUCACUGGACACAGGCUCCCUGCCAGCCGACCUCCAGUCUUCCCCAACCCAUCCUCCCACUGGACAGUACACAUUCUUCCCUCCUUCACCCACCUUGCCCACCCCCAUGAGCCAGCUCCACCUCCUACUUCCUGACUCGUCUACUACCACACCCAACCCCACUAGCCCUCUUCUAAGUGCCACCCACCCUCCUUCCCAGAAUCUGUCUCAGGAAGGGGAAGGUACUUGGGCACUGCCACCGUCAGCGUAGUGUUUCACAUAUGGGUCCCUUCUCUGGGGAGAGUCCCUGGGAGAUAAUCGCAGCUAGACCAGAUGUCCUGCUUUCAUCUGAACCCCAAAGCCCUGGAAAGGGGGAUACAAAGAACAGACAAAGGGACCAUUUUUCACUGUACAUUGUAAAAUGUCAGAAGCUAUUUUUUUAAAGCUAUCAGCGAUAUUCAUCAGAGCAGCUAGUUAUCUUUUGUCUGUUUUCUGC